This is a messenger RNA of Drosophila willistoni, 1452 nucleotides long. RefSeq lists its product as uncharacterized. NCBI's taxonomy places the organism in Eukaryota, Metazoa, Arthropoda, Insecta, Diptera, Drosophilidae. The transcript is spliced from 6 exons. The record is from RefSeq and is a predicted model, not a curated record. Bases 1 to 1452 code for a protein of 483 amino acids.
AUGACCACGCCCAUCACUAAUGCCCAAUGCGUGGGCGGUGACAUAAUUUCUUACAUCACCGCCCAGAUUGGCGUUGAGUCCACUAACACAUCUAAAACCAAUACCACCAACACCACCACCACCACCACCACCACGAGCAGCACCACCACAUUCAUCAGCGGCAAUCACCCUAUGCUACACACUCGCUUCCUAUAUACCUAUGAACCAUAUCCGAGUAUACGGAUUCAUCUGGUGCAUCAUUUAAAGGAUUAUUACAAAUUGACACGUCUUAGAAAUCUACAUGGACAGGAAAUACGUUUUACCGUCGAAUCAAAUUCCCCGCGUGUCUUUAAGUAUAUCAAUCGUCAUGGCAAAUUAGUAUAUGCUGGUUACUUUUAUGAGCUAAUACAUCAGUUUAUUGGAUACUAUAAUGGAACUGAGAUCAAGGUGCACGAGAAUAUGGAAGUUGUACCCCUUGGAGACUAUAUGCCAUAUCCAGAGCUCAAUGUACUUAACCUUACCGACACGGAGCAGUAUUAUCAAAGGACACGUGCUUUACUUUGGAAUUUUCAUGGCUAUGCGAUAAAUUGUGGUGUUGUAAUGGUGGGAGCACCACGUGCCUUUAUGUAUAGAGAUGAUAAGAAUAAUGAUAUCUAUGCUGGUUACAUGCUAAAUAUGGUAUUGGCUUUCAUAGCGCAUCAUAAUGGCACAAUAAGGACUAGACCUGUGUACACCCUAAAGGAGGCCUAUGAUUCAUUGAGCAAUCCUGGAUUUAUGUUAACCAAUUUGUAUUUGGCCCAAUUAUCGACUAGUCUGGCAGCAGGACUCUAUGAGAAGCAGGUCAACACAUUUGACGAUCUGCCCGGUACUGAUCUCACAUUGCCAGUUAUCGAAACGGAAAUUAAGCAUUUUCAUCAAUUGCCUGAUAUUCAUCCAGAAUUGGCAUCCCGCAUGAUUGUCACAUCCGAACUAUUGGUGGACAUCUAUCGCAGGCAAUUGAAUACCAGUUAUUUGCAUUGUGGCUAUGAGGAUCGCAUUGAUUUUGCCCUAUAUCAGCAGAAAUUCUUGCGCCCACCGCUAUUUCAUAAAUUAACGAAAAUUGUGGAUCAGCAGCCAUUCCAAAUACCCAUACGCUAUGGUUUACCCUAUUUGCAAAUUUUCAAUAGGUAUAUGAGACGUGCAUUUGAGGGCGGCAUUUGGCUAAAACUGAGAACGGAUAGCUUUGCUGAUGGCAUACGCAGUGGACAAUUGCAUUUUUUCAAUGGCGCUAGAUACAUGAAAAGGGGCUUGAGAGUGUGUAGCUACAAUGUGAAUGGGCCUGACGACGAUGACGACAACGACAACGACGACAACUCUGAGGAGGAGGUGAAUGAAGAUGACGAGAAUGAUGAUGAUGAGGAUUCUGAGGAUGAGAAUGACGACGACUACGAUGGAUGGACGGAUGGAUGGAUGGAUGAAUGGUUGGUUAGAUGA